AUGUGCGGUGGCUCGGCGAUUUUAUCAUGGUACAGCGCGACGCUCCCUCGUUCGUGCAAUAGAGCAAUCUCACGCUGCCGAGCGGAAGACGAGCCAAGGGAAAAACCUCCAUCAUGCAGCCUCUUUCUCCCACACGCACUUGGCGGGCACUCCCCUUCCCGCUCGCGAGCACUCCCAUUCGUCAAGCUAGCGAUCACUUUCCCCGUCGUGCGCACUCCCCAUCCCCGUCGUGCGCACUCCCCACCCCCGUCGUGCGCACUCCCCACCCCCGUCGUGCGCACUCCCCACCCCCGUCGUGCGCACCCCCCACCCCCGUCGUGCGCACCCCCCCACCCCCGUCGUGCGCACUCCCCACCCCCGUCGUGCGCACUCCCCACCCCCGUCCACUCCCCUUCCCCCUCCCUAGCACUCCCAUUCCCCCUGGCUAGCAAGCACUCCCCUUCCCCAACUCACUCGCCUUCCCCCUCCCUAGCACUCCCGUUCCCCCACCGCAAGCCCUCCCUUUCCCCCACGCUAGCACUCCCCUCCCUCCUCGCAAGAAAGCACUCCCCUUCCCCCACGCUAGCCCUCCCCUUCCCCCUCCCUAGCACUCCCAUUCCCCUCCCCAAGCCCACCCCUUCCCCAACGCCUGCCCUACCCUCCCCCCUCGCUAGCAAGCACUCCCCUUCCCCAACUCACUCGCCUUCCCCCUCCUUAGCACUCGCCUUCCCCCUCCCUAGCACUGCCCUUCCCCUCCCUAGCACUCCCCUUCCCCACCGCAAGCCCGGCCCUUCUCCCACGCUAGCACUCCCAUUCCCCCUCGCUAGCAAGCACUCCCCUUCCCCAACUCGGGCGCCUUCCCCCUCCCUAGCACUGCCCUUCCCCCUCCUUACCACUCGCCCACCCCUCCCUAGCACUCCCCCCUCCCCUUCCCCCUCCCUAGCACUCCCCUUCCCAGACGCUACCCCUCCCCUUGUGCCACCGUCCAAAUCCCCCUCUCAUGCUUUCCUCCCUUGCACCGCCGUCCCAUUCCCCCUUUCUUCUCCCCGCCUCCCAUGCAGGACAGUCACAUUGCCCUUCUUCUUUCAUCCCUUGCGCCACUGUCCCAAUCCCCCUCUCACCCUUCCUCUCCUUGAAGGGCAGUCCCUUGUCCUUUUCCCCCUUUCUCUCACCCUUCCACCCUUGCAGUGCAGGGCAGCCCCAUUUCCCUUCUCCACCUCCAAUCCCUUAGGACAUCGUCCCAAUCCCUCUCUCAUCCUGGCCCCCCUUGCACCAGUGUCGUAUUCCCCCUUUCUCGCACCCUUCUACUCUUGCAGGGCAGUCCCAUUUCCCUUCUCCACCUCCAAUCCCUUAGGACAUCGACAGUCACAUUUUCCUUCUACUUCCAUCCCUUGUACCACAGUCUCAAUCCCUCUCUCACCCUUCCUCCCUUGCAGGGCAGUCCCAUUUCCCCCUUCUCCUCCUCCAAUCCCUUAUAACAUCUCCCUUUCCCUUUCCCUGGCGGACGUGCCGACGGGGGCGGACCAAGCUCAACCUGCAACUUUGGGAGGCUCGUGCGAUGAAAACAUCAACCCGACAGAGCAGCAGUUACCCCCCGGGCAGGAAAGUGUAACCGAUGCUGUUGCAAGGGAGAUCGAGAGCACUGUGGUGGGGAGCGGCUCGAGGCCUUGUCGGUGGCAGGAGCGGGGUGUUGGUAAACGUAGUCAUGCUGAUAUGUUGAAGAUGGCUACGGACGACAUGGGGAUGGAUGAGGUCGUGACGGAGGUGAAUGUAGGACAACGGUGGAGUGUUCACUUCCAUCACUGCAUGGUGCGGGCCGCGACUUUGGCCCGGGAUGGACGCCCCAUGUCAGCGAAAGACGUGGCAGACGAGUUGGCGCUUUGUGCUGACCAUUGGGCGGGUUUACAUGCAGGGUGUGACAGGGGUGAUGUUCCCCCGCGCUGUGUGCGGGACAAAUGGGGAGAGGAGAGCGCCAUCUACCCACCUGGCUCGCAGACCCAUAUUGACUUGAAGAAGUGGUUGGAGAAGCACUGCAGCGAGGAGGCGAUGAGACCAUACGUUUUUGAAGACUACGAUGUUGCUACGGAGAAUCCCCCUGGUCAGACGGCAAGCAAGCGCGCCAAUUGGAGGGAGCUCUCUCGCUCGCUUCCCGCGCGGGUGCGCCGUUCCCCCCACCGCGGUUUCCCCCGCGCCUUGCUCCGCGCGCGCGGGGUUGGGCGCGCCCAUGGUGGUGGGGGGAAUGGUGCUGGACGUGCAGGGAGCGGGCGUGGAGAGGGCGCUGGAACGAGGCACCACCACGCCAGGAUAGGUACACGUGCUCCGCGCCCCUGCGCUCUGCUCUCUGCCCCCUGCGCUCUGCUCUCCGCCCCCUGCGCUCUGCGCUCUGCCCCCUGCCCUCUGCCCCCUCCGCCCCCUGCGCUCUGCCCCCUGCGCUCCACCCCCUGCGUUCUGUCCCCUGAGCUCUGCGCCCUGCGCCCUAUUCUCUGCGCCCUAUGCACUGCGCCCUAUGCUCUGCGCCCUAUGCACUGCGCCCUAUGCUCUGCGCCCUAUGCACUGCGCCCUAUGCUCUGCGCCCUAUGCACUGCGCCCUAUGCUCUGCGCACUUUGCCCUGGUUUCUAUUCCCCUUCUCGCCAAACCUCCACCCGCCCCCGCCCUUUCCAACCCCUACCCCUCAUGGUUGUCCUCUUCCUCCCUUUCCCCCACCCGUUUUCUUCCUCCCGCAUGAGGCAGGGAGGGAGGGCAGGAAAAAGGAAUUUGAGGGGGGAGUGUUGUCCAUUGCUGCAUGUCUCAACCUCUCAUGUGUGUCUCACCCCUCCCCCUCUCCCCCUCCUCAUUCCUUUCUCUCUGACGGCCGAGCCCUUCCCCCGUUCCUCCUCUCCCCCUCUUUGCUCUGUUUCUCGUCUCUUCCUAACCACUUUUCCCUGCUCCCCCACCUGCUUACCUGA
Closterium sp. Naga37s-1 is the source of this 2925-nucleotide messenger RNA. Lineage: Eukaryota; Viridiplantae; Streptophyta; Zygnematophyceae; Desmidiales; Closteriaceae. The record is from the annotation of a GenBank genome assembly.